This is a messenger RNA of Ectocarpus sp. CCAP 1310/34, 4332 nucleotides long. Lineage: Eukaryota; Phaeophyceae; Ectocarpales; Ectocarpaceae. The record is from the annotation of a GenBank genome assembly.
AUGGCGGCGGAGGCAACACCCGAGGCCGGUUUCGCGGACGGAGACGGAGACUUUGCCAGAUUCGACGGCCCGUGGGGCCUUGCGGCGACGGAAGACGGGACACUGUUCGUGGCGGACACGAACAAUCACUUGGUAGUCGAAUUUGGCUUUGCCGAGUUCAACUACCCCGCGGAUGUCUCGCUGGGGACCAACGGCACACUGUUCGUGGCCGACCUCCACAGCCUGAGGAGGAUAUCCAUGCCCGAGAACCCGACCACUGUGCUCGGCGUUGGAUUUGACGGGAGGGUGACGACUGCGGCAGGCGGUGCAGAACCUGGAGAGGCAGACGGGACAGGUCCAGAGGCACGAUUUUCGAGGCCAUCUGGUGUAGCGUCCACGGCGGACGGCGCCGCCUACCUCUCGGACGCGGCUUCCUGCCGCCUGCGGCGAGCAGCACCGACGAUCUCCUUCGCCGCCGCUCUGGCCACUUGCAACACCACCCUCACCGAGGCCUUGCGGCCUUCGGGGUGCUCGUCGUACGACCCCCCCCAAGGCGGGGACGGUCUCUCGGCGUCUCCUCUCUCGGGAAAUAUCUGGUACAACCACUGGCGCAACGUGUCCGAAUUUUCCGACGGCGACGGAAGUGGCGGGUCGUCUGGCGGGUCGUCGUCAAUGGCGGCGGCGACGGCGGCCGCGGCCGCCGCUGGCGCCCGCUUCGAUUCCGACGGCCGCGCCGUUCGCCAGUGCGUGGGUUUCCCGCCCCCCUACCGGUUCGACCGAGCCGGCGACGGGCUCAGCGCUCUGGUUGUAGAGGACGGCCUCGUCGGCGCGUUCGAGGACACCGGAGUGGGCACCACGGUGCGGCUCGCAUGCCCCGCCUACUGCCUCGGGGCCGCCUCCGGCGCCGCCGCCGGCGAAGUCCGCGGCUCGCCCGACUUCUACACCGACGACAGCGCAGUCUGCAUGGCCGCCGUCCACGCCGGAGUCUUAACUGCCGACACCCCGGCAUCCCCGCGACCGCCAGCCGCGUCCUCGUCAUCAUCGUGGGGGUCUUCCCCAACUGGCCAGGCCCUAGACCACGUCGUGGUAGUAGCGAGGCUGCUGGCCGGAAACACCUCGGACGCCGCGGUGCCGGGAACGCGCGCGGCGGGAUCCAUCGCCAACGGCGUCUCGGCGGGCGACGCGCCCGGCGACUGGGCGAGGGGGUUCGCGCUGGAGGCCGCGCUCCCCGGCGAGCUCACGGCCCAGACGGUGGCCGGGCGACCCGCGGGGCCCCUCGAGGAAGGCUGCGGGGCGCUCAGCGACGGGCAGCCUCCACAGGAAGCGGUGUUCGGGAGGCCCGGGGGGAUCGACGCCUGGCGGUCGGCAAACAUCACGAAUCGGCGUUUUUUGUACGUCGCAGACGCAGGAAGCCACGCAAUCCGCGCCCUGUCGGCUGUGUGCUCGUUCGUGUGCGAGAACGGAGGGGUGUGUGAGGGCCCUGACCGGUGCAGCUGCCCCACGGGGUGGACGGGAUUGGACUGUUCCCUGCCGUUGUGUUCGGACGGACUAUGCGGCCCUCGGGAGCUGUGUGUGGGCCCAGAAGAGUGCGGCUGCAUCCCGGGCUACACGGGUGCGCCCUCCUGCCUCGACGCCCUCUGCGUCCAGACGUGCGAGAACGGGGGUAGCUGCGGGCUCCCGGACACGUGCAACUGUGCGGAUGGCUGGUUCGGGCCCAACUGCACCGUCCCCGUGUGCGCCCAGACCUGCGGCAACGGUGGGAAUUGCACCGCCCCGGGGGCUUGCGCGUGCCCAGCGGAGUGGUCGGGCGGGGGCGGGGUCGUGGCGGCGGCGGUUGCCGUCGAAGGGGGAGAGGAGGGGGACGAUUGCCGGGUUCCGGUUUGCGACGUGCCGUGCUUGAACGGCGGGUGGUGCGUCGCGCCGGGGACCUGCGCAUGCCCGCCGCAAUGGACCGGUCACGACUGCGCAAUGCCGGUGUGCACGCAGUGCCUGUGUGUCUUCUCUCGCUUGCACUCGGACGGAGCGAAGGGCUACUUCGUGCCAGGGUACAACGUGUCCGGCUUCGAUCCCGAGGGACGGCCGUGGUGGUGGCAGCGGUACGUCCCCUGCGAUGUCGAGGGCUGGUGUAACGCCACCAACGGUUUCGACUGCUCGCAGUCGAGAAGUAACCCGUACGGCAACACCCCGCUGGAUCACAAGCUAACUUUACCAACCGACACCGGCUGCCACGCACCUUUGCUUGCGCGGUUCCACGCACAGCCGAUGAGGUCGUUCGAGGCGGUUCCCGUUGACUGGGGGGCUUACCACAGGUCGGAGACCGGGCGUUCCGAGAACCCGGACCGCUGCAUGAUGAUCGAGCUGGAAAAGGACGUGGUGUCCCCGUUUUCCUACCUCCGGGCGGACAACGGCUCCACCCCGUUCGCCAGGCAAGCUGUUUUGCGGGCCCUUCGGUUUCGAACUCGCCGACCUUUCGUUUGGACGGAGGAUCGCCAGGGAUAUUACGACCCCGAUCAGACUGAAUUCGUUUCCGGCAAUGGAGACGCUAGCGACCUGGACGCGUUCGAGCCAUUCUUUGACCAAGACCGCACCGCCGCCUACCGCCUGUCGUGGCCCUACUCCAACCCCGCCUACACCACGGAGUGGGAGCGGUUCGACAACAAGAGCCACCUCGCCAGGAGCAGCGUCGAGGAGGGCGGAAUCCGGUACCUAGGCCCGUCGGAGUGGUCGGCGGGAGGAGCCGAGCGUGCGUUCACCUAUCAGGGGGGCUACUACUGCUCGGUCCGGGCGAGAACUGAGUUCGAGAACGAACACUUCGUGCUGGAUGCGCCCAACUACUGGUCCCGAUAUAUGGACCCUAAGGUGGAAGAUGACGGCGAAAUGUACACCUUCUGGGAGGACAUGUUGUGGCCCCCGUUGCACAGCAAGAGCGCAAGGUUGGAGUUGAUCGACGACGAGGGGCACUUCUAUGUUUUCACGGACGUCGGCCACAAGCGUGACGGCGUCUGGACGGCGACCGGCGAGUCCUGGCAGAAGGGCGUGUGCAUCAUGCAGUUCAACAGGAGCUGUCCUGCGGGAAAGGCUCAGGCGGUUGACUUGGAAUCCGUGGCCGUCGGGGAGGAGGGCGGAGGUGUCCUCGUUCAGGACACGGACCUGAGUUACAGGCUACGCGUGACGUACACACAAUGGAAGGAGGAAGGAGUGGGCUGGUGGGAGAUGGAAGGCGGCGAAUGCGUUGAUCAGGUCGUGCGGGGGUGCUUCAACAAUGGAACUUGCGUGGCCCCGGAUGUUUGCGAGUGUGCCGAGGGGUGGACAGGUUACGAUUGCUCGGAACCGGAGUGUCCCACCCCCUGCCAGCACCAGGGAAACUGCACGUUACCCGGGGUUUGCACGUGUGCGCCGGGCUGGACCGGGGAGUACUGUGGGGUAGCAAUAUGCGCACAGGAUUGCAACAACGGCGGUACAUGCGUAGCGCCGGACGUCUGCAAGUGCGCCCGGUGGGACAACGCCUUCAGGGACGGUAGGGAGGCCGGCGGGAGGCCGCUGUUCCUCAAGCCUAACGGGGACCCCCAACAGACGGGCUGGACGGGGUAUGACUGCUCCGUGCCGAUAUGUGUGCAGGUGGGGAUGACUACGUUCAGGGAAGUUGUAGGCAGCAUGUGUGUGUGUGUUUUCGUCCUGUUUAUUAUGGCGACAGUCCUCCCAUUUUUCGUGGCUGAAGAAUUCAUCUUAAACGUGGAGGACGACACCUCGAGCGGCUACUCAGCACUCAGCGGGCAUGGGUUUGACGGUACCUUGACCUGCGGGCUCGUGCGAUGCCCAGAGUACGACGGCACGUACGUCACCAACCUCGGCACAAGCUUCCAGUGCACCGGCAGCAUAUCGACAGAAGUCUACACGGACAUCGACGACAUCCCCUUGAGAUUCAUCGCCUCCGACGGCGGCGUCGCUCUUUGCGGGCCGGACCUUAGCCCCCUACCCCCGGCGGUAAACACCGACCCCACUCGAGACGACUGGUGGUACAGCAGCCACAACCUCGAGAGUAACGUCACGUCCGGCAGGUUUUUGUGCGGGCGGCUCGGGUGGACACAGGGCGAUUUCUUCGACGACGCCGGCCUGGGAUCAGGGAGUGGUUUUGGCACCGACUCCGGCCUCGCCUCCGGCAGACACCUGCGCUACAACUACGAUAACUACACCAAGGUGGACGAUGAAACCUGGGUCCAGGGAGCCGUUACACCAGGAGAAGGGGUCUACCGGUGUCACAACGGCGGCAGUUGCCUGGCGCCCGACACGUGCUCAUGUCCCGAUGGGUGGGACGGCUACGACUGCAACACGCCUCUGUGCAGGUACAGAUGA